UCUAAAGGGUUGGGAGCAUGUUUAAUGCAAGAAGACAAACCAGUUGCGUAUACGUCAAGACGACCAUUGACAGAAACAGAGUGCAGAUAUGCACAAAUAGAAAAGGAAAUGUUAGCUAUAGUGUUUGCAGCUGAACAUUUUCACCAUUAUAUUUUUGGAAGAACUGUGAUUGUACAAUCAGAUCACAAACCUUUGCAAACUAUUGUGACUAAGCCUUUACAUAAGAUUUCACCAAGACUUCAGUUGAUGAUGUUAAGACUGUUGAGAUAUCAAUUAACAGUAACUUACACUCCAGGUUCAAAAAUGCAAAUAGCUGAUACGUUAUCGCGUGCGUACAUCAAUGGUCAAGAACAAUCAAAUUCAAAUGAUGACAUGGUUAUGAGAAUUCAUAGCGCAACAGCACAGUUUCCGGGAAGUGAUCAGAAGAUUAUUGAAAUUAGAAGGAAAACUGAAUCUGAUGCUAAAUUAAAACUUGUAAUGAAUUAUGUCAGAGAAGGUUGGCCAAAGAUAAAAACUCAAGUUCAUGAAACAGUGAAAGUGUAUUGGUCAUUUAAAGACAGUAUUCAUGAAGAGAAUGGAAUAUUGUUUUAUGAGAACAGAAUUAUAAUUCCUUCAAGUAUGAGAAAUGAAAUUUUCGACAAGUUGCACACAGGUCAUUUUGGUCUUGAGAAAACCAGAUCGAAGGCAAGACAGAGUGUGUAUUGGCCAGGAUUGUCUAAAGAUAUUGUUUCGACAAUAAUGAAAUGCGCAACAUGUGCAACGUUCAAAAGAAAUAAUGUGAAGGAAAAAUUGCUACCUUAUGCUGUACCAGACAGACCAUGGAAAAAGGUUGCGACAGAUUUGUUUGAAUGGCGGAACAAUGACUAUUUGCUAGUUGUGGACUAUUUCUCCAAAUAUCCUGAAAUAAAACGACUAGAGAACAAAACAGCAGAAUGUGUUAUCAGGGCAAUGAAAGGUAUUUUUGCUAGACAUGGCAUACCAGAAGAAAUAGUAAGCGAUAAUAUGCCAUUCAAUAACUAUCAAUAUAGAGAGUUUGCUUCUGAAUGGGGUUUCAAGAUAACAACAUCAAGUCCCAGAUACCCUCAAUCAAAUGGACAAAGUGAGGUGUAUGUUGGUAUCGUAAAGCAGAUAUUCAACAAAGCAUACAAAAGUGGGAAAGAUCCAUAUCUCGCUAUGCUCGAGUAUAGAAAUACUCCGAUAAGCGGACUGCUUUAUUCGCCAUCACAACUGCUGAUGAGUAGAAGACUCAGGGACAUCAUUCCAACUGAUCCCAAACUAUUGAAACCAUCGGUAGCUGAAAAUGCAGAGACAUUACUCAACGAACGACAGAGGAAAAGCAAAGUGAGGUAGAUGCAAAAGCAAGGUUACAUAAAGACUACUCUGUCGGGGAGAAGGUGAGAGUUCGUCUAGGACAAACAUGGCAGAAAGCAGUCGUCAUUAAGAAACAUCCAUCACCCAGAUCUUACAUCAUAAAGACAAAUGAUGGGAAAACAUACAGACGAAAUCAACGGUUUUUAAACAAGAACUACGAAGAAGACAUCUCUGGGUACUAUGACACCGACGAAGACAAUGAACAGCAAACUGUUAGAA
This is a messenger RNA of Biomphalaria glabrata, 1590 nucleotides long. RefSeq lists its product as uncharacterized. The transcript has a single exon. Gene Ontology annotation, biological process: DNA integration. Gene Ontology annotation, molecular function: nucleic acid binding. Bases 25 to 1350 code for a protein of 441 amino acids. The record is from RefSeq and is a predicted model, not a curated record. NCBI's taxonomy places the organism in Eukaryota, Metazoa, Mollusca, Gastropoda, Planorbidae.